UUUGAUGUGUGUGUGUUAUGUGUGUUUAGUACGCUUGUUUCAGUUCAUUUGGCGCUAAGCACGCGAUCAGAGGAACUUGAGUGACAGUAUGUAUGACGAGUAUCCGAUCCGACUCUGAUGCUGGGAAGAAAACUGCUGUCUUUAAUCAUUAAAAUGCGCUGUAAUGAGACGAAACUGCUGUCGAAGAACUGAAGAUGCGAUUCAACGAGAAAGAGCUGGUGUUCCUGAGCCGCCAGCCGUCAGAGAGAGCGGCCGAGCUGGGCAUGAAAGGCCCGAAGAAAGGAGACGUUGUGAAGAGGCGUGUAGUGAAGCUGAUCGUUAAUUUCCUGUUUUACUUUCGGAUCGAUGAGGAUGAGCCCAUCGGUGCUCUUCUGCUGGAACAGUGUCGCGUGGAGAGAGAAGACGAUCAGGUUUUCUCCAUCGUGUUUCUGGACGAAGCCGAGAGGAAGUAUCUGUUCGAAUGUGAUUCUCAGGAGCAGUGUGUGGAGUGGAUCGAUGCCAUCGUUAAAGCCAGUUAUGAAUCCAUGCGUAAGAACCUGAUCUACUAUCGCACGGAAAUCCAUCGGCUGACCGGAAAGGACCCGCUGGAGCAGUAUGGGAUAUCAGACGAAACACGUUUUCAGGUCAACAGUGGGCUUCCUCCAGCGGACACAUAAACUGUUUGGGGUUUCUGCUUGUGUUUUUCUUCUUUUACAGUCUGCCUGAAUCCAUCACUGUACGUUCUGACCUGAGUUAUGGGAGAAAUGCGUAAUAUUACUGUAAUGAAUGUCUGCUGAGUUUGAGCCAAUUGCAAUUAAAGUUUCUUCCUAAAAUCAAGGUCAUUGUUAAUGAGGGCAAGCUGAACUGGGUCGCCUUUUAAAAACGGAUUCUGGCACAUUUAUCGCCUUUUAUAACCGUGCUGUUAAAGGUUUAUGCAUUGACAUGCAUGCAGUCUUUAUAGUUUCACCUUAAGCGCACUGAAGAGGUUUCAUAGCAUUCAGCUUAAAUCAAAAACAUUUUUAUAGUUUCUGUAAAACCUUUUAGCUGCUUUGAUUUUGUGCCUCUGAAACCGCAACAGUCUUACUUCACCCCAAAAUAAAAAAUGAAUAAAUAAAAUAUUUUGUUUUUGUACAA
Carassius auratus (goldfish) is the source of this 1113-nucleotide messenger RNA. RefSeq names its product pleckstrin homology domain-containing family J member 1. The transcript has 6 exons. Gene Ontology annotation, biological process: endosome organization; receptor recycling; retrograde transport, endosome to Golgi. Lineage: Eukaryota; Metazoa; Chordata; Actinopteri; Cypriniformes; Cyprinidae. The record is from RefSeq and is a predicted model, not a curated record. The coding region runs from base 195 to 656 and encodes 153 amino acids. Gene Ontology annotation, cellular component: trans-Golgi network; recycling endosome; early endosome.